AUGGCGAUUGAUGUCAUGCGCAGAGGCGAAGAAUCGAAAACGAGGCAGCAGGCUUCAAGAUUUGCAUCUUGUCGUCCCCGGACAAUCACGGAUUCGUAUCAUACUUCCAUCCUAACUCUUUUUUGCGUCAGUUCUCUGGUUUUGCAUAUUUUUCUUUCUUUAUUUCUUUAUUUCUUUUUUAUUUCUUUUUUCUUUCUUUCUUUUUUCUUUCUUUCCUUUUUUCUUUCUUUUUUUGUCCGUGAUUGCAUUCUUCACCCUAAUUAUUCAUUAUUUUAUCUGCCUUUCUUUCUUUAUGUUGAUUUUCUUUUUUUUUCAAAUCGUUUCUCUUUCUUUCUUAACAUUUUUCUUACUUUUUCUCCUAACACGUCUGUCUUUCCUUUUUCCAUUCUUUCUUUCACGUUAUUCUUUGUUAAUAUUUUUCUUACUUUUUCUUCUAACACGUUUUACUUUCUUUCUUUCUUUUUUCUUUCUUUCUUUCUUUCUUUCUUUCUUUCUUUCUUUCUUUCUCCACCUUUUCUUUCUUUCUUUCUUUCUUUCUUUCUUUCUUUCUUUUUCUUAUUUAUUACUGCUCCCUGUUCUUUCUUUCUUGCUUGCUUUUUUAUCUCUUUCUUUCUCCUUUCUUUCUUUCUUUCUUUCUUUCUUUCUUUCUUUCUUUCUUUCUGUGUUUCUUUCUCCUUUCUUUCUUUCUUCUUUCUUUCAUAUCACUCUUAA
Molecule: messenger RNA, 711 nt
Organism: Acanthosepion pharaonis
Lineage: Eukaryota; Metazoa; Mollusca; Cephalopoda; Sepiida; Sepiidae
Source: the annotation of a GenBank genome assembly